AUGCCUCAAGAAGACUUACAAGCCCAAGUUGCUUUUGCUGAAAUCAAUAAACGUGCUCAAGCACAGCCAACUCUCGUGAAAAAAGUUGGUGCUGUUAUUGUUUUCGACAUCACAAAAGGUGGAAACGUACAACAGAGCUGGACUAUCGAUGGUAAACAAGGAACCAUCUAUGAAGGUAAACCAAAAGAAGGUGCCACUGCUCAAGUGACAAUUACCGUCGACGAUGAUGAUUUCAUUCAGUUAGCAACAGGUCAAGCUAAUGCACCGGCUCUUUUUGCAAAAGGCAAACUCAAAAACAAUCGAAAUUAUAAACAAACGAAGAAAAAGUCACCUGUGAUUCUUUUUACUCGAUGUUCAUUGACGAGGGUAACAGACAAGUUGCAAUUGAAGAUUGACAGAACGGAUCAUCGAAAUCAAUGGUCUUGGCGAAGUUGUUUCGCCGCUUUUAAACAUAAUAAAAAGUCGAAGAAACACAAUCGAACUCAAUCGGCAAAUUUACAAAAAAACGGGCAUACACAAACAAAACAAUUGUCAACUGUAAACGAAAAUUCCAAUCUAUCGUGCGUAUCAUCAAACAUAAACUUGACGGAUGAAUCAGUUGAUCAAUUUACGGCACCGAGUUCGUGUAUUGUCAAAGUUGAUUCGAAUGAAAAGCAAUCAGUCGAUGAAGACAGCAUUCAACAAAUCGAUAUGAAUUCACCAUUGAUGAAUCAAACUUCGCUAUUAUCAAUACGACCAGUACAAUUAGAUGCGAUUGUUGAAGACUCAAAUGAAGAAAAUUCCGAUGGUCACGAGGAAAUUAUUUCGGCAAAACAAUUAUGUUGCGAUCGGGAUAUUAUCACUGAUGCCAACACACUUUAUUCUCGUUUGUUCGACUUGAGUCAAAUGAAUCAUGUCAAAACUCAGUUCAGAGAAAAUGGCAAUUUACUCGGUGAAUUCUCUCAGCAAUUGGAAAAAUUAAAAGUGAAAACUAAUGACAUCGUGCGAGCGAGUGCUCAAAUGCCACGCGAUGCUGAAUUGCUCGAAGCACGAUAUUCAUCGCUAGUGGCCACGAUCGAAAGUCUUUCAAUCUUACUACGAAUUGCUCAAAUACCUGCUUGCCGUGCAUUAGUGAAUCGUUUGUUUUUCUCGAUUGAACAACGUACGGAACAACUUAAAAAACUUGUUGAACUUACAUUCAUGUCGUUAUAUAACAUCAAACAACGUUCAGAUUCUUGCGAUGAUGAUUUGUCAUCAUUUAGAAGCGCUCUGUCGUCAUACGAACAUCUUUUAACAACAUUCUCAUAA
Molecule: messenger RNA, 1287 nt
Organism: Adineta ricciae
Lineage: Eukaryota; Metazoa; Rotifera; Eurotatoria; Adinetida; Adinetidae
Source: the annotation of a GenBank genome assembly